Messenger RNA from Colossoma macropomum (tambaqui), 2032 nucleotides. RefSeq names its product R-spondin 2 (gene rspo2). The transcript has 5 exons. Bases 541 to 1275 code for a protein of 244 amino acids. NCBI's taxonomy places the organism in Eukaryota, Metazoa, Chordata, Actinopteri, Characiformes, Serrasalmidae. The record is from RefSeq and is a predicted model, not a curated record.
GGAACUUGAUCUCGCGUUCUGUUACGGAUCGGACGUUUUCCCCACUUUCCCCACCAGGUAUACCCUCUUCCUCCUGAUCUUCUUUUCUCUUCCUCUUCCUUAUCCUCUUCUUUCUUCUUCUCUUUCUCUUUCUUCCUCUGAUCGUCUCUGUGUUGAAUUGGACGUUUUGAGCGCUGGUGAUUGCGCUUCACUACAGUGUUAUGACUGAACGGUGUUAUAAAUCCGGACAGCGCGCUAAAGUUUAGUUUCUUCAGCUGGUUAAGACCGACCGCGUCGCUUUAACUCUCUCCACAGACUGCUGGGACACUUUUCCCGCGUGUUUUUUCCUCCUCAUCCUCUUCAUCCAUGCUUUGUAAAAUGACUUUCCUCGCUGAUGGUCCGCCGCGCUGCCCGGCUAAUGAGUGACACACCGAGCUCCGCUUUUCCUUUCUGGAAACAUCUACACCUUCAAACCACGCAUACGGAGCCUGGAGAGGAAAACUCCUCCGACACGUUUACUGUCCCUUCUGACCUGAGUCGACAGCACACACAGCCGCCCAGAUGCAGUUUCGACUCUUCUCCUUUGCUUUAAUUGUGUUGAACUGUAUGGACUACAGCAACUGUCAGACUCAGCCGCACCGCUGGAGGAGGAACAAAAGAGCUAGCUAUGUUUAUCCAAUCUGCAAGGGCUGCUCCGUGUGUUCGAAGGACAACGGGUGUAUGACGUGCCAGCCCAAGCUUUUCCUGUUCCUGCGGAGGGAGAGGAUAAGGCAGUAUGGAGAGUGUCUCCAUGUCUGCCCCUCAGGAUACUAUGGCACCCGCGGCCCGGAAAUCAACAUGUGCUCAAGAUGCAGGAUAGAGAACUGUGAGACCUGCUUCAGUAAAGAGCACUGCACAAAGUGCAAGCCUGGGUUUUACUUGCACAAAACCCGCUGCUUUGAGAAGUGUCCUGAGGGCUUUGCACCUCUGGAGGACAGUAUGGAGUGUGGAGAGGGCUGUGAGGUGGGCCAGUGGAGCGAGUGGGGGACAUGCACCAGGAGGAACAAAACCUGCGGCUUUAAAUGGGGCUUGGAGACCCGCACCAGGCAUAUUGUGAAGAAACCACCAAGGGACACAAUACCAUGCCCUACAAUUGCUGAGUCAAGGAGAUGCAAAAUGCCCAUGCGACACUGCAGGAGAGGGGGAUCAGGGAAGCAUAAAUCCAAAGACAAGAAGAAGUCCGGCAAACAGAGGCUGCGCUUCCGGGCUCAGAACCAGCACAGCGAUCACUUGGCCUCACUGAGGGCGAGCCAGUAAAGACUGAGAAAUCUCCCAGAAGAAAGAUCAGAAAGCUGCUAGCCGCUGCUCAACACACACUAACCUUACACACACAAAUAUAGUUCCUCACCCUCAUGCUGUGCACAUACACACAUACGCUGUCUCUUUGUGCCUCCUGCUGCUUCCCCUCGUGCCGGUAACACGUGCCCCAACCCGAAAACCCUUCUUGACAUCAUAGAACUGUACAGCAGCUGUGCCCACCUAGUCUGAGGAGAAAGACAAGGAGAAACAGAGCUGAAAGAGGAGAGAAGGGGAGUCAUGGACAUUAAGGUUGGAGGAUAAGCUGAGAUUAAAAGAGCAGGCACCCCAACGAACGGAUGAAGAGUGCAUCCAGUAACAGUGACUAAUGCUAAUGUUGUGAGAGACAGAGAGAGAGAGAGAGAGAGAGAGAAAGAGAGAGACUUGUCUGUAUUUAUGUAAAAUUACAUGACCAUCGAAGGAGGCAGAGUAUGCCAUGUAUUGCCUUUUCUUUUGGCUCUGUACAUUUUUGAGAGUACUCCAAUACAAUGCAUAGUUGCAUUAUUCUCGGCACAAGAUGUUUACGUCCGGACCGCUUUAUUGCUCUAACUGUAUAUUGUGGAUAACGAAGAAUUUAGUUGUUCAACUAGCAUGGCCACAAGCUCAUGUGUACAUAGUUGGUGAGUUUAUCUAAUGAUAAUAUUAAAAUAAAAAAGUUACUGUAUUUUCAGUAUUGACUCCUUCACCGUUAAAUGUGUUAGAGAAAAAGGUUAUGAUA